This is a messenger RNA of Camelina sativa (false flax), 858 nucleotides long. RefSeq lists its product as uncharacterized. NCBI's taxonomy places the organism in Eukaryota, Viridiplantae, Streptophyta, Magnoliopsida, Brassicales, Brassicaceae. The record is from RefSeq and is a predicted model, not a curated record.
AUGAGUGACUCUUGGGCUUUGGCGGUGUGCGAUCAGGAUGACACGAUGGUGGAUAGCGGGGAGAAGGACCGGCCGUCAGACGAUCCCCCGGAUAAUCCACGUACAUGGGUGCAGAAAGUGAUUGGUGGUGGGGUAGGAGGGAGACCGACACCGGCGAGGUUGUUAGAUGAUGAGUUUGUAGAUGCAAGGGUACAUCUAGAGUUCCUGGAUGGCGAGGACGGGGAACCGGUGGUUACUAUUGGAUUGGAGGUAUUAGAGGUGAUGAAUGGGAUGUGGAAGCAAUGUAUGAUUGUGAUGGUGCUAGGGAGAAACAUCUCCAUUGCGGCGCUAACUAGAAAGUUAAGAGAGAUGUGGAAACCGAAGGGUGGAAUGUACGUGAUGGAUUUACCGAGGCAGUUCUUUAUGAUUCGCUUUGAUCUGGAGGAAGAGUAUUUGUCAGUCUUGACUGGGGGACCAUGGAUUGCCUUUGGGAGUUAUCUUUUGACAAAGGUAUGGUCACCAGAUUUCGAUCCUCUACGGGAUGAAAUCGUGACGACACCAGUGUGGGUUCACUUGUCAAACAUCCCGGUUAACUUCUAUCAUCCGUCGAUCCUGAUGAGGGUGGCUCAAGGGCUCGGGAGUCCCCUUAGAGUGGAUGUGACAACCUUGAACUAUGAGAGAGCUAGGUUUUCUCGGAUCUGCGUUGAAGUUGAUUUGCAACGACCUUUGAAAGGGACAAUUAUGAUUAAUGGGGAGCGUUACUUUGUUUCUUACGAAGGCCUACCAAAUAUUUGUUUGUUGUGUGGAUUAUAUGGUCAUUUAGUCCAUGCCUGUCCGAGUGGGAAUACGGGGGAGAAGGGUAGAAAAACAGGCGGAUAG